CAUACGCGUUUUGCGCAUGUGUCAGAUUUUACCAUCAGAUAACGUACCACAAUAUACACGGCACUUCACGGCUGUUCUUCACUGAAGCAAACCGUGUAUCUGCUCUCAGCGAUGACACGACACGCACUGGGGCUGCUAGUUGCGCUGACAAUUGUUUCAACAUGCUGUGCGAAAACCAAACCACCAAUCAGAAUUAUAGAGAAGGAACCUCCGUUGCAAAAUAUGACACAACAACAGAAGGAAGCGCUUGUUGAAAAACUUGCACUUGGAACACUCGUAGAAGAAGACAUUAAACAACUAGCGAUGAUAAGAGAGAACCUCACAGACGAUCAACAGUCUCAGCUCGCUGAAAACACCCUGAAAAAUGUAACAGACGAAAUUAAGCAACUGAUAUUAGGGAAAUUAAAAAAGAAUCAGCAAUUAAGCCCAUUUGAACGUCACAUUAUAUGGGCCCUGGAUGAAAGAAAUGAAAUUACAUCACAAGAUCUGGGAAAAACCAGAGAGGAAAUAGAAGAAGCGGCGAGGGAUGCGUUGAGGGAUUUAAACGAGGAUGCACAACAGGCCCUGAAGACUAGACUGGGAAGGCCGGGUGAAAAUCUGACUGAUGACGAUAUCGCAAAGUUAGAAGCUCUGAAAAUAGAAGGCAAACUGUCUCAAGACCAACGGGAUAAACUAGACGAAAGAAUUGCAAUGGAUUUGGAUGCUUCAGAACAAGAGGAGUUGAAGACUGCUUUGGACGGUGGGGUCCUCGGAGACGAUGAACUGAAGAAGCUGAAAGCCAUGUUUAAAGCAGGAAACUUAACUGCAGAAGAAAGAGAAAAAAUGAAAACAAUUGCAGGAUUAACGUCAACUGGAGAGUCAGUUAGUGACAUAUCUCGGGGACUUGCCGACAUCCCAGACGAUUUUGGACUGGACGAAAGAGGGAAAGAAGAGUUUCUGGAAGCCGGUCAGCAACUAAAAGAUGUCAUUGACUUUGACGAGCUGUCAGAUCCAGCUGCCCUGACAAAGUUCCUUGAGGAAUAUAAAAAGCUGCCUAAGGAACAAAAGGACCUUCUUGCGAACAUAAGCACUCUCAUCACCUCCAUGUCAAAGGCUGAAAUUCGAGACAUGCCUGACGCUAUGCUCGAGAAAAUGACACCAGACACAUUGGCCAAUUUGAAAAGAAACAUGACGAAUGAGCAACGGGCGGAGCUAUGUUCCAAGGGACUAAAGGGCUCACAACGACUGUACGAGAAGCUUGAUGGUCCACUGAAUUGUGAUAGCGUCAAAGGUGAGGCGGCUCAGGACAUGGAGGAGUUUGAGAAGAAACGAAUGAACCAGAACAUCCUCAGGAAAAAAGGCAACCCGUCGAGGCUUUCGGGAGAUGAUGUGGAUGAUUUCCUCUCCACUGGAUUGGUGGACAAGGAUAUUCUAAAACUGAUUGACCCCGCGGAUUUCCUUUCAAACGAGAACCUGCGAGAGACGGCCAUCAGAAGCGGUGAAAGUAAAGUGUUGAAGGACAAAUUCAAGGAGGCGAAGGGUUCGCUUGGCACCGCCACCGCUGCAGACCUAAAGAAGAUGACCGGUGCAGAAUGGACAUUAUCAGAUGCCGAGGACUUCCCAGAAGAUGCUAUCCGCGGAGCAGCUAAAGAGUUUCUGGAAGGAGUGGAUGAAACGGACAUGUCUAUCAGAGCUAAGGUGGGCGAAAUUGUGAAGAAAGGUCUACCCACCAACAGAGGACAGACCACACCAGCCCAAUUGGCCAGCAUGUUUGAAGUUGGAAUGGGCGAGGACGUAUUUGAGGAUGUACCUGACGCCACAUUCGAUGACUUCAUUGAUUCACUCAAUGUUCUGGAGACCAAGGGGAAAUCCCCGACAGAGCUUGGGGCGCUUGGAAAGAGAGCCAUGAAGAGCAACACUUUCAAAAACGCAUCUGAACAGACAGCAGCGAACAUUAAAAAGAUCGCCUCUGUACUACCAUCUUUUACCAAGGAAUACAUCGACCAGCUACCCACCGAGGCCAUAGGACAGGCCUUCAACGCCGGGGACCUCAAAGAUCUGGCUAAUAUUGAUGAGGACAAGGCAAGACGCUUAGGGAAAGCAGCCAUGGCAAGCAUACGUGACGGGGCACUGACCGCUGCAGACGUGAAAGAGAAGCUGGGGGCGGAAGUGUUUAUCAAGGGCUUGGAUGGCGAAGACUUUGACAAGAUUCCUGAUGACACGAUGGAAGAUGACGGUGUUUUGGCGAUGCUGCAAGAGAGGUACGAAGAAAUGCCUGUGGAGAAUCAGCUGAAGGUUAUUGAAAAGAUGAAGCGGGGCAACAAGACUAUCACGGACAACGUGUGUUCUCUGGGUAAGAUCUGUCAGGGACUUACCCUGGCGGAGAUCAAGUCGUGGGACCCUUCCUUCCUGGACACCAUUAAGGCAGCGGGGGGCAAGUGCAAGCUGGACUGCAAUAGGGCACAGUUGGGUGCCAUGGCUGAGAUUCUCGUGGCUAAGCUGGGCGAGCCAGGGGCAAGCAAUGCCAAGUACGACACGGAGACUGUCAGCUCGCUGUUUGUGAUCUUCCCAGGAAUGUCUAAGGAACAGCUCGGCAAGUUCCCCACAGAUGAUAAACUGCCUGAACUUUUCAGCAAACUUGAAGGAACCGGCAAACUGAGCGAAGCCAAGUCGCAGACUCUUGAGGCGAAAAUCACCGCAUACUACACUGGCGACAACAAGGUUUCUACCGCUGAUCAAGUUGCUCUUUUGGCCAAAGUGUUGAAGGGCUACAAUGAAAGUGCCCUGAAGAAGGAGAUCCCUACUUCUCUGUGUGCUGACGUUGUGAAGAAACUGAAGGGCAUGGACAAGACGACCGUGACAAAGUCUGUCCUCGAAAGUCAGGUCAAAUACGCCCUGGAAUGUCUGACGGGGGCGACAUCAGGCGCCAUCACGACCGACGUGGUGCAGGAACUCGGGGAUUACGUCUGCUUCCUCGGGGCGCGCGUCAGUGACCUUGAUGCGACUGCUGUCAAGGAUGCCGCCGGGAGCAAGCUCCAGACGUGUCCCCCCAUGGACGCCGCCACCAGGAAGAAAUACAAGGAGAAGAUCCAGUCGGCAGCAGGUAUCACCGACCUUGCGUCUCUGGAUGGCGAGAAGAUGGGGAUGAUAAUGUCCUUCCUCACGGACGAGGACGCUGCUUCGCUCGCCAAGAUCCCUGCGGCUGUCAGGUCCGAGGCCCUGGACUACAUUUCGGACAUCCUGGACAAGCUGGACAUUGUGGUUGAGCAGCGAGCAGCGCUACGCGACGGUGUGGACACGGCGGCACUUGCUGAAGGAAACACCCAGGUAGUCAAGGCACUGGUGGAUGCAAGAAUCUCCGAGAGAACUACUGCGUCUUCCGCCGCCAGACGCCGGAAGAGAGCGACAGCAUCACUGACUUGCAGCGACAUCAAGGCUAUGGGUCAGCAGGCAAAGGCUCUGACCACUGUCCAACUAAAGGAACUCUCAGACGCAGUUUUCCUUGAGUGCCUCACGACCCUCGGUAAGGUGAUGGAGUGGUCAGCCGAGCAGAAGACAGAACUGGCUAGUCGUCUGAAGACUGCAGCGAUUCACAACUCGGACCUCACUGCAUGGACGGCAAACAACGUUCAAGACUCCGGCACCUUGUUGGAGGGACUCUCCACUGCUGACCUGGGGACACUGGCUUGGACAACAUCCCUCCUCGGAACACAUGGAACUCGCCCAACAUGGACCCCAGAACAGCGCGCCAGUGUUGCCAGCAAAUGGCUGACGAGUGAGAAGUCUGACAGUGUAGCGAGCAUCACGGGAACUGAACUGAAUACCAUCGGACACUUUUCCUGUGGGCUCACUGAUACCCAGAUCGGGUCCAUCACAGAUGCAGCCUAUGGAGACGCUGUCAUCAAGAUUGGCGAACUUUCCAAAUGUUCUGAACAGCAGCUUAAGGCUUUCGCUGGAAAGGCCAAGAAUGUGUUUGGUGCCGUCAGUACUUGGUCCACCGCCACCACCACCAACGUCAACAACGUCCUCGCCGGCCUGACUGGUUCCGAGCUGUCCCAGAUGUCGGGGAGUCACCUGGCCGAGAUCCGCCCGCAAACCAUCGCCAUCCUGCCUGCCGCUACAAUCAGUUCACUCACAGUGAACCAGAUCCGAGGCCUGUCCAAGUCCCAGGCUCAGCGCAUCACUCCCGAGCAGCAGAAGUUGUUCAACCCAGACCAGCUGCAGGCAGUCAUGUUCGCAGGGGGCUACAACCACGUCGGCGACAGCGGAGCAGAAACCAUAAGGAUUUCUGCAAUCGCAAGUGUCCUGGUUAUCAUGACAGCCCUUUUCAUGAUGUAAACAAGAAGUUUUAACAACAGAUUUUGGAGGCCUUAUGCUCAAGUUAAAUUAUCUAUCAACCUUAAUCAUGUGCCUUAGAUGUGAUAAUAUGACACAUGUCACGUACAAUCAACUCUAAUGAUGGCAUAUGCAAUAACGACAAACUUACUGCUGAUAUUUGAAACAUGAAUUUCAGUUGCUAAGAGCAGGUAUAAACACGUGUUAACCUAAGACAUGUAAAUACAGAUGAUGUAAAGCCUUUCCAGACUAUCCAUACACAAUAUGUAAUGCUUGUGUAAAAGCUGCAGCAAUAUAUUUCAGCGCAGCAUGUUUCUGUAGUUUCGAACUUCAGCAUUGAUGAAGUUGCAGUUUUGAGAGGUUUUACUGUUUAAGUAUGGUUUGUGUUGUUUUUCAUUUCAUUGUUUGCACUUGUCUUAAAUUCAUGUUGGGUCUGCAUGAGAAAGUGGGAGCUACCUUGUUAACUGUUACUGAAUUUUGCCCCUACCAAACGAUGCAGUAUUUUUAGCUUUAACAGCAACCGUUCACAUUUGGAACUGGCUACAACGGGUUUGACGCGAAGGACUGGUUACAGGCUGUGUGCGUGAAUGAUGACCAUUGAUAAGGGAGAUGACUCUCCUUUCUUGUGCUUAAGAGCUGUCAUUGGCCUUGAGCGACUUGUAUGAUGUGGUCUGUGAUGAAGUAUGUAUUAAUCGCGUCCAGGAAGGAACGGUUUCUGCUUGCACGGGUUAAUAAUGUUAGGAAGCUGAUGUCGCUUUGUUUCCUGUAUGACUAAAGGCCUUAUGGUCUGUCCAGCCAUUGAAGUCAACGUUAGCGAUGCCAAUUUGAACUUUUCAAAACCUUAUGUUCGUGACAAUUCAUGAAUUCUUCAUCAUGUCCGCUUAGACCGGAAAUAAAAUUAUUAACUGACAUUCAUGCUAUUUGUCUGGACAGAACUUUGUAUAAAUGAUGCACAUUCAUGUCAUGAACACCUGGACGUUUACUGGUUUCCAAAAGCAUGUCAUGAUUGUCUACAAGAACUUAAAAGCAAAGGCUGUGAUACGCUAAUCUAAUGUGUCUAUUCUGUCAUUGUUACUUUCUAAAUAAAAUAGUUUUGUUGUCAAA
This is a messenger RNA of Haliotis rufescens (red abalone), 5418 nucleotides long. RefSeq lists its product as uncharacterized. Gene Ontology annotation, biological process: cell-matrix adhesion. Bases 112 to 4317 code for a protein of 1401 amino acids. The record is from RefSeq and is a predicted model, not a curated record. The transcript has 27 exons. Lineage: Eukaryota; Metazoa; Mollusca; Gastropoda; Lepetellida; Haliotidae. Gene Ontology annotation, cellular component: cell surface.